AUGUCGCCUGCCGACCGCGACAUCCUGCGCGCCUACCGACACCUCUACACUUGGAGUCUCCGCGCCGUGCAGUACUCGCAGCCCGCGCGCUUCACCGUUCGCGACCGACUGCGACGCCUCUUCCGCACAAACGACCGUGCAUCCUUCGACCAGCGCCGCAUUGACAACACCGUUGAAUUCCUCCGCGGCGCAACAAGAGAGAAGGGACUUGAGCACCGCAUAGUCAAGCGGCUGUUACAUGUAUGGUGGCAGGAGCAUUCCUGGAAACGUAGUGACCGCUACUUGAACACUUGGAAGCCCUCCAGGAGCAAAGACGAGAUCAGAAUCGCAAGGACAAUAUACGAUCCUUUCUACCACAAAAUCCGGAUGCUGAACGAGGCAAUGGGCAUGUGCAUCCAGUAG
Molecule: messenger RNA, 402 nt
Organism: Lasiodiplodia theobromae
Lineage: Eukaryota; Fungi; Ascomycota; Dothideomycetes; Botryosphaeriales; Botryosphaeriaceae
Exons: 2
Coding region: 1-402 (133 amino acids)
Source: RefSeq, a predicted model, not a curated record